Molecule: messenger RNA, 2010 nt
Organism: Sebastes umbrosus (honeycomb rockfish)
Lineage: Eukaryota; Metazoa; Chordata; Actinopteri; Perciformes; Sebastidae
Gene: oclnb
Product: occludin b
Exons: 9
Coding region: 160-1608 (482 amino acids)
Biological process (GO): bicellular tight junction assembly
Cellular component (GO): apical plasma membrane; bicellular tight junction; cytoplasmic vesicle
Source: RefSeq, a predicted model, not a curated record
CUGUAGGCGCGUCUCUUUGUACUACUUGAGCGCGCAGGACACGUCCACGCGCCCUGUGAGUGUGCGUGUUGUUUGCGUUCAUCUCUCAGCGUGUGACUGUCUUCAUCCGGAUCAGACGGGUCUUCAUACUAGCAGCGUGAGCUCCAGUUGGAUUUCAGGAUGCCGACACAUAAACACAGCCCCCCGCCGUACCAGCCAAGUGGUAGCAAACACCAUAGCAGCAGACACCACAGGCACAGUGAGCGCAUAUCCAACCCAGCCUUUUCCAACUACCCAGGAGAGAAGAUGCUUCACUUCUAUCGCUGGACUUCACCACCUGGUGUGAUGAAGAUAUUGUGUAUCAUCAUCAUCAUCAUGUGUGUGGCUGUGUUUGCCUGUGUGGCCUCCACACUGGCCUGGGACUACGAUAUGAGCCUCUUGGGUCUGGGAGGUGGCUCUGGCUUGUUGCCAGGUAUUGGUGGUGGCUCUUAUGGAGGCGGCUCAUUUGGAGGUGGAGGCGGCCAGUAUGGAGCCGGCCAGUAUGGAGGCGGCGCUGGCAUUGGCGGCAGCUCCUAUGGCUCUGGAGGAACACAAAUGGAUCCCAAAGCUGGCAAAGGCUUCAUUAUUGCCAUCUCUGGCAUUACCUUCAUAGCUGUGCUCAUCAUAUUUGUGUUGGUUGUUUCAAGGCAAAAUGCUGCCCGCUCAUCAAAGUUCUACCUAGCAACCAUCAUCAUCUGUGCCAUCUUGGCAUUCCUGAUGAUCAUCGCCACUAUCGUGUACCUGGUGGCGGUGAACCCGACAGCCCAGUCCACAGGGUCUGUCUACUACAGCCAGGUCCGCCAACUGUGUGCCCAGUAUCAGAACCAGAACCAGGCCCAGGGCAUCUUCCUCAACCAGUAUCUCUACCAUUACUGUGUGGUGGAGCCCCAAGAGGCCAUAGCUAUUGUCCUGGGCUUCCUGGUGUUUGUUGCCCUCAUCAUCCUGCUGGUGUUUGCAGUCAAGACUCGCAAGGAAAUCAGGCGCUGGGGCCGGGAUCGUAUUCUCUGGGAGGAAGUGAAGGUCGUCAAUGAUGGUCUACGCAACAGCGUCGGGGAGUGGGUGACCAAUGUGUCUGGUAACCCAGAAUUUCUGGUGAAUGACUCUAAUCCCAAAGUGAGGGGGUCCAGAGACUAUCUGGACAAGCUGGACCACCACAAGCCUCUUUACCUGCCAGGAGACUCAGAGAUCAGCAGUUCUGUGGGAGGCCUGAAGCCCAGACUGAAUAACUAUGACACUGUGGAGUCUGGAGAUGACCUGGAGGGAGAGGACUUCUAUGUUUUGUUUCCUUCCAUUGUGGAUGAGCAAGAGCGUCUGAGCUACAAACGGGAAUUUGACCGGGAACACCAGGAGUACAAGACCAUGCAGGCUGAGCUUGACAGCAUAAACCAGGACCUGGCUGACCUGGACAGAGAUCUGCAUCGACACCCUGAGGGCAGUCCACAGUUCCUGGAUGUCAUGGACAAAUACACCAGACUGAAGAAUCUCAAGAAGUCCCCAGACUACCAUAUUAAGAAGAAGAGGAGUAAAUAUCUCAGGUCCAAACUGUCACACAUCAAAAGCAAGAUCAGCGAAUACGACCGCCGGCCAUGAACCUCCACCUCUGACCCCCUCAUGACCCCACUGUGUUUGAGUUUAUCACAAACAUAUAUGGGAUUACUAUAGUGAAAACCUUUUGCCUUUACAUCUCUAUCAAGCCAAUCAACUGUGAUUUUUUUUUUUUUUUCCCAGAGAAGGGGUGAAGGAAGUGAUUUUUUUUGUUGUUUUUUACCAUUGUCUUUGAUCAAUUAUUCAAUCUCUGAGUUUCAUGAAGUAUGAGCUAUUUAGGUGUAUAAAAUGUAUUUUAUUGUAUCUCCUGAAGAUAGAAAGUCAGAGAAUGUAUAUGAGAUGUUUUUGUUUGUGAUUUUUAUGUAGCAGUUAUUGUGCUUCUUUUAAAUCCUUUUUAAAAGCAUGUUUGACAGUUUAAUGUACAAUGAAGGCACAGCUAAGAUGAGA